CCACAAGUAACACGUGGACUCCCGUUCUUCUUUGUGCUGACCUCAGCUCGAGUCCUGUUGCUUCUAACUCCUUUGUGGCUACGCAGAGCUUGACACUCGGUUGCCUGAAGCAGGACAUCCAUUUCUAUCUGCUCGCAAAUAAAUUUCAAGGACCUGGUAAGACGGUGAAGGUAAAUUGGGAAAUAUGAAAAUCGUUGCAAAAGCUGCGAAUUUGUGGAUGAAACUCAGUGUCCGAGUGGUGAUCCUUACGAGCCUAUCUCUGCAAGUCAUUCUCAUUUUUUUGGCACCCAUUCGAAAGAGGUGUUCAAACAGGUUGUUCAUGAUGCUCAUCUGGUUAGCUUACUUGGGUGCCGACUUGGUCUCUGACUAUGCCUUUGGACUCAUUUCUAGAGCCCAAGUAACUGGUGGUACUUCAGACUCCGAGGCUGAUGCAUAUGGUGACCUUUUGGCAUUUUGGGCUCCGUUUCUUCUGCUACAUCUCGGAGGACCAGACACCAUAACCGCUUUCGCGCUCGAGGAUAAUGAGCUGUGGCGUAGGCACUUGCUUAAUCUCUUAUUCCAGCUAGGCGUUGCAGGCUAUGUAUUUUAUCAAUCCUUCCCCAGUAGCAAGCUAGUUGUUCCGACCAUCCUCAUGUUCAUUGGCGGAACCAUUAAAUACAUAGAGCGAAUAAUUGCUCUGCAUCUCGCCAGCUUCAGUAAAUUCCGUGGUUCCUUGCUCCCACCUGCUGAUGCUGGGCCGAACUAUACCAAGCUCGAGGAAGAAUACGUUACCACCAAGAUAUUGUUCAUGGAGCCGGAGUCCAAAUUUAUAUCGGUACAUGUUGGAGCGGAAGAAGGAAAUAUUUUGGAGGACAGAACAGUGAUAAAAGAGGCGUUUCUUUACUUCAAAACCUUCAAAGGCCUCCUUGUGGAUCUCAUCUACAGCUUCCAUGAACGCGACGACAGCAACCAAUUUUUCGCGAGCAGAACCCCUAAGGAUGCUUUUCGGGUCAUUGAAGCUGAGCUCAACUUCUUUUAUGAUGUUCUUUAUACCAAGGCUGCCGUUAUUCACUGUCCAACAGGGUACCUUUUCCGAGCUAUCGCAAUUGGCUUCGUUGUUUCAGCUUUUGCAAGUUUCUACGUCCUGGACAAGCAUGAUUUUCAUGAAUAUGAUAUACAGAUUACAUACACCUUGCUCCUUGGAGCUAUUGGCCUGGAAUUUGUAGGUUUUGUUAGGCUCGUUUGCUCUGACUGGACAAUUGCAAAAAUAGCUACAGCUGAGGAACAUAGUAGAAGUUUGAUUAAAGGAAGCAUCUUCAUUAAGUUCCUCCUCAAAUUCAAAUCUGAAAGUUCACCAUUUGCAUUGCAUAUACUAAAUGCUAGAUGGUCUAAAUCUAUCUUCCAGUACAAUUUUUUAGAUACCCGGCUGAGAAAGUGGCCAAAAUGGAUUGAGAAACUCCUUGGUCUCAUAUAUCUGGGGGAAUUUUUUGAUGACUUGAAGUUUGGACGAGUAAAACAAUACAGUGAAAAAUUAGGUGAACUGAUUUUUGAUGAGCUGAAACGGAAAGCAUCUUUGGGAAGCACAAAUGAGAUUUGUGCUUCCCGAGGUAAAUGGGCUCUGGAGCAUACUGAAUCAGGGGAAAAUUGCCAAAAAUUGCUUCCAUUCGUCUGUGAUGUUGAUUAUGGAAAGAGCCUUUUACUGUGGCACAUCGCCACCGAACUCUGCUACAACACUGAUGAAAGUACAAACGACCACCGUAAAACCAGUAAGGUCUUGUCAGAUUACAUGCUUCAUCUUAUGAUCAAACAACCAGAUAUGAUGUCUGCAGUGGCUGGGAUUGGCCAAAUAAGGUUUCGAGACACUUGUGCUGAGGCAGACAGGCUCUUCGAUGAAACUAUCUUUGAUAAGAGCAAAACGAGCAAAGAGAAAGCCUGCCGAAUUCUCCUUUCUGUUCCUACAGAAUUGAAUCCAGCUGUACUGAAAGGAGACAGAAGCAAAUCUGCGCUCUUUGAUGCGUGUAUUCUCGCUAAAGAGUUGGUGAAAUUGAAGGACAAGAAGUGGGUCAUCGUGAGCGAAGUUUGGGUGGAAUUGCUGGCGUAUGCUGCGAUUCAUUGCCAACCGUUCAUGCAUGCUCAGCAACUUAGUAAAGGGGGAGAACUUCUCACCUUGGUUUGGUUAUUGAUGGUACAACUUGGCUUGAGCGAACAAUUCCAAAUAGAAGAUGGUCACCUUUCAGCUAGGGUGUACUGAUUGACAGUUGCCGAGUCGGCAAAAGAUGAGGCUCCUACGUGCAAAUUCAAUUGAAAAUCUCAUCGUAGGAACCUUUGUUUGAUUACACCUUAGUUUCGUUUGUUCUUGUGAUAAGUAAUGCUUAUUUGCUCUGACUGCACAAUACUGAGUGUCCUUCCCUGAAAACUUUAGCUGUUCAAUUUCUCUGA
This is a messenger RNA of Syzygium oleosum, 2418 nucleotides long. RefSeq lists its product as uncharacterized. Lineage: Eukaryota; Viridiplantae; Streptophyta; Magnoliopsida; Myrtales; Myrtaceae. The record is from RefSeq and is a predicted model, not a curated record. The coding region runs from base 185 to 2230 and encodes 681 amino acids. The transcript has 3 exons.